Molecule: messenger RNA, 1714 nt
Organism: Sesamum indicum (sesame)
Lineage: Eukaryota; Viridiplantae; Streptophyta; Magnoliopsida; Lamiales; Pedaliaceae
Source: RefSeq, a predicted model, not a curated record
UUUGCUUAAUUCUUCCCGAGAAAAUGGUUUCAUCUCCAAAAAUGGACACCGUUUUCGGCAGCCUAUGCAGAACCCUUCUGAUAAUCUGUCUUGUCUUUUAUUUUGCCUUCAUUUACCUUUCCAACCAGUACCCUAAUUGUCCAGCUUCAGACUUCUUCUCUCCUUUCCUGAAACGGGCACCUCUGUUAGCAUCAGACACAACUGAUGAAACAGAAACAGUUGGUUCUCCGACCAAUCUAAGUCACCUGGUAUUCGGCCUCGUCGGCUCAGAAAAGGCCUGGCACCAUAGAAAAGCCUAUAUCGAAUCAUGGUGGCGGCCGAACGUCACACGGGGGCUACUGUUUCUGGACAACCCCCCAACUCCAGGGCUUCUCCCUUGGUCUCCGGCUUCUCCUUCUUACAGAAUAUCCGAUGACCUGACCAAGUUCCUUAACAAGACCGACGUUACGCCUCAACGGAUAAUACAUGCAAUAAUGGAGGUGUACAGGGAGGAUCAUGAAAACAUGAGAUGGCUGGUGAUGGGGGACGACGAUUCGAUACUGUUCCUGGAUAAUAUAGUUGAUGUUCUUGCGCAAUACGAUCAUACUAAGUACUAUUAUUUUGGGGGGCAUUCGGAGUUUAUUUUGUCGAAUUAUUGGUUCUCGUUCAGCCAGGGAUUCGGCGGGGCUGGAUUCAUUUUGAGUUACCCUUUGGCGAAAGCCCUGGCUGCAGACAUGGAGAAUUGUUUGAGAAGAUAUAGGCACCUGAAUGCUGCUGAUCUUACCACUAUGGCGUGUAUUGCUGAUAUUGGAGUCAGCUUAACUGCCCUCAAAGGAAUUCACCAGAUUGAUUUGCGUGGCGAUAUCUCGGGAUUCUUAUCAUCACACCCAAAAUUCCCCUUAUUGUCCCUUCACCAUUUCGACAUGGUGGCGCCAAUAUUUCCAUCCAAGGACCGUGCUGAGUCCACGCGCCACCUCAUGAAAGCGGCGGCCGUCGACCAGUCCCGCAUGUUGCAGCAAACCAUCUGCUACCACAGGCAAAGCAACUGGUCCUUCUCCAUUUCUUGGGGCUAUUCUGCACACAUAUACGAGAGGAUUAUGCCCCGUAGCUAUCUACAGUACCCGAUCGAGACGUUCAAAACGUGGGGAAGGAGCCCGCGGCCGCCGCAUUACAUGUUCAACACGCGGAGCCCCUCCAGCGAUCCUUGCGAGGCGCCGCAUAUUUUCUUCUAUGAGAGUAUAAAUAAGACGGCGGAGAAUGAGAUUUUAACCAGCUUUGCUCGGGCCUGGCCGCGGGGAUUGCCUGCUUGUUCCUCAACUGGGAACCAUUCUGCUGAUUCCGUUUCCAGGAUUCAGGUCUAUUCGCCUGCCAGAAAGCGUUUUCAGAUGGAUAGAAGUGAAUGUUGCGACGUAGUUGGAGUGAAUGAAAGCCAAGCGGAUGUCAGAUUAAGGGAGUGCGCUGCGGAUGAGAUUAUUGCUUAACGGAUCAUUUUAUGUUUCCCAAGAGACCCAAAAAAAUUCUUCUAGAAGAAAUUAAGCUUCUGGGUAAUUUAUGAGGUGUUCUCUUAGAGAUGUUACCUUCUCAUGUCACUGCAUUAAUUUCAUGUUAGCUUUCCACUAUUUAUCAAUUAGUGGGUCAUUUAUGAAUUAGUUAGUCUAAAUAAAUUAAUAUUUCCCUGAAAUAUAUAAUUAGAGAAUUCAUAUGUUCUUCUGCUCGAUCCAACUUAUGAAGUUGA